Messenger RNA from Mesorhabditis belari, 642 nucleotides. The record is from the annotation of a GenBank genome assembly. Lineage: Eukaryota; Metazoa; Nematoda; Chromadorea; Rhabditida; Rhabditidae.
AUGGGCUAUGCUCUCGAAAGGUUCAUUGCAAUGAGAAAUCUCGAAAGUUAUGAACAAAAAUUCCCGACAAAUCGACUAGGCUGGAGGAUUUUGUUUUCUUUGGCUCUAUUCGAAGUGAUCGAAGCGAUGCUCUUUUUUCAAAAAUGGGCUGUUUCAUGGGUUAUCUUCAUCACUUCAUAUUUCAUUCACUUUAUCGCCAUUGUGUUUUUCAUCAAAUUGUAUUUCGUUUGCAAGCAGAAAUAUUUUGCAGUUUAUCAAAAGAGAUAUUGCACAGUGGAGGACAGGUACAGUACUCUGUCAAACUACAAAGCUUCUCGUGUCAUGCUAUUCCUUGCUCCAUACAAAAGUAUUACCUCUAUCUUUGUGAUUGCCAAUUACGAAUACGUGGCUGGUUAUUCCCUCUAUACACAAACAUUUUUCAUCUUUAUUUUCUAUUAUUUAGCUCAUUUUCAGAUCCAAGGUCAAAUGUGGUUAACAAUAUUUUACGAACCAGCUUUGAGGAGUAAAUUUCUGGAGUUAACAAUGUCUAAUAAUAAGAUUAAAACAGAGCAAAGCCUCAAUAAUGCUUUUGGUAAAAAGUUGAAAUAUGAGAAUUAUGAACAAGGCGAUGUUUAUUUUCGACAGUUUACGACGAUGUGGAAA